CUUACUCAUCAUCAAGCUCAACUAGCCUGUAGUUGGCUGCAACAAAAGGAACAGCUGCUCGACAGUGUCUUCAGAUACCAAAGAAGACAGAAGAAUUCAAGAUGUUACGGAGGAGGCUCAACCGAUUGUGUGGAGGAGAUGAGAAGCGAGUGGACAGCAGGACAAUCUAUGUAGGACAUCGGCCAUGUCCGGACACCGAGGCCUUCAUCCCCUCUAAAUUCUGUGACAACAGGAUCGUGUCCUCCAAGUACACAGUGUGGAACUUCCUGCCAAAGAACCUAUUCGAGCAGUUUAGAAGAAUUGCUAAUUUUUACUUCCUCAUCAUAUUCUUGGUGCAGGUAAGUGAGUGCAUUUGA
Messenger RNA from Sinocyclocheilus grahami, 356 nucleotides. RefSeq names its product phospholipid-transporting ATPase 11C-like. The transcript is spliced from 3 exons. Gene Ontology annotation, molecular function: ATPase-coupled intramembrane lipid carrier activity. Bases 102 to 356 code for a protein of 84 amino acids. Gene Ontology annotation, biological process: phospholipid translocation. Gene Ontology annotation, cellular component: plasma membrane; endoplasmic reticulum; recycling endosome. Lineage: Eukaryota; Metazoa; Chordata; Actinopteri; Cypriniformes; Cyprinidae. The record is from RefSeq and is a predicted model, not a curated record.